This is a messenger RNA of Cokeromyces recurvatus, 815 nucleotides long. RefSeq names its product ERV/ALR sulfhydryl oxidase domain-containing protein. Bases 94 to 480 code for a protein of 128 amino acids. Gene Ontology annotation, molecular function: flavin-dependent sulfhydryl oxidase activity; flavin adenine dinucleotide binding. The record is from RefSeq and is a predicted model, not a curated record. Gene Ontology annotation, cellular component: mitochondrion. Lineage: Eukaryota; Fungi; Mucoromycota; Mucoromycetes; Mucorales; Mucoraceae. The transcript has a single exon.
AAAAAAGGGGAGAAAAAGACAGCUGGGGUUAUCCCCCUUUUCCUAUUUAAUUUUUAUUUUAUUUUAUUUUUUGCUUAAAUUAAGCAUCUUGUAAUGGUUGAAGAAAAAGUUUAUAUUGAUCCUGAGACAGGUAAUCCCAUUCCAAUGAAGGAUGGUAAGCCUUGCCGUGUUUGUGUCGACUUCAAGACAUGGGCAAAAUUAGGUAAAAGUAAGAAAGAAGAAAAUAGUAGUAAUGAAACAAAGAAAGAAGCAAAACGAAUAUUAAGCAAAGAAGAAGAAGAAUGGAGACGAGAGAAUUGUCCAGCAGAUGUAAAGACAUUAGGUCGACAUACUUGGACUUUAUUACAUACAAUGGCAGCUUAUUAUCCUGAAAAACCAAGUAGUCAACAACAAGAAAGUAUGAAAACAUUUUUUGAAUCUUUUUCGGAACAUUAUCCAUGUUGGUUCUGUAAGGUAAUUCUUGGAAAUAAGAAAAAAUAACCAUGUUAUUAUGGCAUAAUCCUUGACGGCUUUAUUUGUUUGACGUACAUUAGAAUGAUUUUAAAAAGGAUAUGGCAGCUAAUCCUAUUGAUGUAACAAGUAAAGAAGCUCUAAGCCAAUGGUUAUGUAAUAGACACAAUCAUGUUAAUGAAAAGCUAGGAAAGAAAAAGUUUGAUUGUAGUAAAGUAUUUGAACGUUGGUUGACAGGUCCAGCUGAUGGUAGUUGUGAUAAAUGAACAAAAUUUAAAUUAUAUCAAAUUAAAACUCCGAUUUUAUUUCAUUUUCAUUUUCAUUCUUUUUAUUUUUCAUUUUAUUUUUCUCACAUUUCUUCCUGC